UCGGAAGGGAAUACUAUACAUGGAUGAAAAAGGCGAAUGUUAAAGCGGCAUAGUUCAGCGCCUACUGCAUUUUGGAGCGAUGGCUGCUGCCGUCAGUAAGGUUUCCGGCGACAUCAUCUCGUCAAGCUUCGAUCGUAUCCGACCACCGUCUCCGCCGCCUCCUGAUUCUUCCCUUCUCUUAGCUACCAGACCUUCAAGACACGCGGUAUCGUAUUGGACGUGUUCAAAGCUUUGUGCAAUUUGCUUUGUUGCUGGAAUGGUUUUCGGAUACUCUCUCAGGGGACGAGUCAAGCGUUGGGCUUCUAACAUCCUCAAGAAGCUCAACUGAAACAUAAUUGAAUUGCAGGUAGUCGUUUAGUUCGAUCACGGUUCACUUUCAUAGAUUUAUGUGAAAGAAUAGGUAAUCGUUUAGUUUCAAUUUUUCUUCGUUUUUAGAUGUUCCGUGACGGUUUAUGUUUUGUAAGGAUUUUGGGAUGAGUUUGAAAGUCACGGAUUCAACUACAAACCUA
Messenger RNA from Vigna umbellata (rice bean), 509 nucleotides. RefSeq lists its product as uncharacterized. Lineage: Eukaryota; Viridiplantae; Streptophyta; Magnoliopsida; Fabales; Fabaceae. The record is from RefSeq and is a predicted model, not a curated record.